Molecule: messenger RNA, 2082 nt
Organism: Paracoccidioides brasiliensis Pb18
Exons: 7
Coding region: 1-2082 (693 amino acids)
Biological process (GO): Golgi to plasma membrane transport
Cellular component (GO): exomer complex
Molecular function (GO): protein binding
Source: RefSeq, a predicted model, not a curated record
AUGAUUGCCCCUGCGAUCCCGGAGAUCAUUGAGGAGCAGAACAUCUACGCAUCAAUCGAUGCUCGCACGGAGUCGUUGCAGAAUUUACGGGAAUUAGGGCCCGUAGAUCUGGUCCAUGUGGUCAAGCAAUCGAAGACCAGUACAGGUACCCAGACUGGCGUUUAUCACCAUGUCACAGGGAUAGAUGCCUCAUCGUCAGCCAGUUUGGCUGCUUACGUCAAUACCCUUACAUACUCUCCUGUCGACAAGAACCAUAAGGUGGUUUCAGGGAUAUACUGUUGCUACAACGCCUUCUCCCACGUUGACAUGCGAGUCGAGGUCAAGAUUCCAGGUAGCCUCGAGAGUUACUGUAUCGAUGAGCGCGGCGAUAAAAGGGUUGCGACAGACAUAUUAUGGCUCGAAACGUUCCUAUGUGGAGUUCUUAGGGCCUACGCUUAUGCAGAUAACGGCAACGGCGACAGCAUUAAAAGGAUUGUUGGCGUGAGAAGGUUCAACCCCGUCACAAACACAGAGAUGGAGCACAAAUUUCUCGAUGCUGCGGAGAAACUGUUUUUCAACGGGAGGCAGCUAAGCUCUGAUCCGGAAACGCAAGUUCCAAACACCGUUACCAACCACCUAACGUCCGGUAUCUUAAAAUACAUCCAUACGACUGGAAGAUAUGCUUCUGGCAUAAACCUUUUUGAAAAGCUACGCACACGAGAUGUUGAAGUAUCGUCGCUCCUCGCUCGUGUCCUUAUUUCUGCAGAUGAGGAGGUCCAGGCCGUACGAUUAUUACAUGAUGCUCUGCAGGAUUUACCAAUGGAUUAUUCGCUCUUAGAUUGCCAAGCUGAUUUCUGCCAAAGUAAAGGUGAAGGCGAAAUGGCACUCGAAUGUGCUAAACGUAGCGUAACGGCCGCACCCAGCGAAUUCAGUUCGUGGGCUCGAUUAGUGGAAGUCUACAUAAACUUGGAACAAUGGGAUUUGGCACUUCUGACACUGAACUCUUGUCCAAUGUUUACUUACCAAGAUAAGGACUCGCCAAGAAUGCCACAGCCCUCUCGAAUUAUUUUGCCAAUCCUUCCCGAAAGCAUGCUGGAUGAAAUCGAUGAGGGACAGCCGAAACAAGGGGAGCCUCACGACCAGGUGCAUCCUACACUCAGGAAACUCCUUGCUGCUGGGUACCAGGGCACUUUCUUGCGUGCUUACACUAUGCUCGCCAAAAUUGCGGCCUCGAUCGGUUGGGACCAGCUGCUGAAGAUCCGAAGCGAAGUUUUCGUCAUGGAAGAAGAAUAUAGAGCGGAACGCCAAGUCAGCGCCAGGCAAUCUUCUACAGCUGUUCAGAAUGCAAGCACAGUGGCUUUACAUGAAUCAUCAAGCGAGAGUGCUGAUGUGAACGGGAACGGAGUAGCUGACCAUGACUCUGAAAAGAUUGAUGAAAGCGAGGAAGAGACCGAAUCGGUGGAAAGUGAUAGAGCUAGGAAGAACAAGGAGAAGCCUGUGACAAUUGAGCGUCCAGAGCAAUCCGUUGCUUCGGAAGUUGUUAAAUCCGGCGGAGAAGAUCCCGAUGCUGCAUCACAUUCAUAUACACAGUUCAUGAACAAACGGCUAUGCGAACGCUGGCUCGACAAUCUAUUCAUGGUUCUCUACGAAGAUUUACGCGUAUAUACAAUAUGGCGGACGGAAAUGGAGCAAUCCCGCCGACAAGCUGUAGAGUAUCAGAAAUCAGCAACGGAAUGGGAGAUCCUGGGUGAACUCGCAGAUCGCCUCCAGCAUUUCAACGAAGCGAUCGAAGCCUACCAACACUGCCUAUCCAUCAGGUUCUCCCCCAAGGCGAUGAAGGGAAUCUUGAAGAUGUAUGAGCGCCAGGGCGACACGAGGGGAAUGAUUGGAGCCUUGAUCAGACUUAUCGCAUGGCAAUAUCGGUGGUACUCAGAGUUUUCCCCGGACCUUCUCUACACAAUUCGCAAACUAAUCGAAGAAGAAGGCGCCGUUAAAGUGCGCAGCAUCGUUCAAGCCACGAACCUUCCACAGCCUGUGCUGGAUUUAACACAUCAUUACUGCCAGCUGUGUGCUACCUUCAGAAGCAGCGGUAGUGACGGCUAG